Molecule: messenger RNA, 1660 nt
Organism: Leguminivora glycinivorella
Lineage: Eukaryota; Metazoa; Arthropoda; Insecta; Lepidoptera; Tortricidae
Exons: 2
Coding region: 701-1123 (140 amino acids)
Source: RefSeq, a predicted model, not a curated record
ACUAAUUUUACGAAAACACUGUCACAUGACCAGCCAUGAUCCAACCCGAAGGGUAACUAGCCGUCAUCAAAAUCUUAUCUGCAACAGGAAUCUGCAAUACGAGAUAGGAAUACUCAUAAAUCAUAAUGUAAUUACUGUUAAAAUAUUUUUUUUACUACACUUAGAUAGUAACAAUAAAUAAAUAAGAAGAGCUCUAUUUGCACAACUAUGUACAGCCAAUUCAGUAGCCAGCCUCACGCAAAACGCCGCUAAUAAUACGUUUUAACUCCUAAACAAGCCUCGUUAAACUAAUCCACAGUCAUUCUUAUUAAUCGGCGUGCCUCUAAACGGUUCGAAAGGCGAUCAGUUUGUCUCUCUUCAAUACUUUAACAAUAACAGAGACAUCGAUUCAAUGACGCGCCAUUUUUUAAGGUAACUCAGUUACGACAUAGGCGGAGGAGGCAACUCAGGCGUAGUAAUGUUGACAAACAGCGUUCAGCUCUUUGGCGUUUGAGAGACAUAUUUAGUAAUAUCAAUCAGUUCAGUGAUCAAUGGAGCAUCUUCAAUAUUCUCGGUGACAUCACGCACUAAAAGAGACCAACUGACUUUAAUUGAAAGCGACGAGGUCUGUUCGCCGCAGCUGUAUCCAGCCGACUCCGCUUGCGACACUCGCCUCAAACGCUGUAAAAUAUAUUCAAAAUCUUAUUGAUAUUGACAAAACAUGACUCAAUACAUCGCUGGCUUGAUCUGCGCCUUCGUCCUGGCUGCUUUUAUGGUCGUCUGGUUUGCUUACUGCAUGUUCGUAAGGGAACGUCAUAAGGACGAGCACCAUUACAACAUUUCGGAUAUAAUAAAGAGGAAUGAGAUAUUAUCGGAGCUUGAAGCUUGUGAGACUCCAGAAGAGAAGAAGAGUGGGCUGGUAGCUGGUGUAUUCAUUCUUCCAUCGCGUCAUAAGCAUAAGGAGAAAGAGAAGGAAGAUAAAGAAGGUUACGACAAGCGGCCGGAUUAUCCGGAGAGUCCAGUGCCUUUACAACUAAGCACGGAGAAGCUAGUGGAAUUGUUGAGUGAUAAUGAGAAAGAUGAUUUUUAUAAGGACGGUACGCUUGAGAUAGGCUCUAACGCGACUUAUAUUAGUGACGUUUAGUAAUGCACAUCUCUUUCCAGUUUCAGUGAAAUCCCAACAAUUUUCACCAAAGGAAUGCCCACCGUAAACAUUGAUAAUCGAAAUUUCGUUGUGCAGCUUUGCUUCUAUCGCAGAAUCUGAAAGAGUGAUAGAGGGGCAAAUAUACGGACAUCAACAAACGAAUGAAGUGCUCUGAAAUAUUUUGAUUCUACCUAUUUAUUGAGAAAAUGAACAAUUUACUCGUACUCGGAUAUUUAUUAUCUGAUUUGAAUGUUGGUGCAUUAAAAUGUCAGGGUCAAGAGAUUAUCACGAAUCUUUUUACAAGAACGAGUGCACUAGGGCAGAUUAAUUGGCCCAUAAGCGAAGCCAUGCUGUUGUUUAAUUGCCACUGUGAAUUAUACAGCUAGUGACAGAACGUCAUAAGUUUAUACAGCGUGUAAACGUAAUAAGGGCGAUAAAUGAAACCAGGCGUAUAAUUCAAUAUUGUUAUCAUUAAUUAAGAGGUGUUUUUGAUUUACUCUUAAUUUUAACCCCAUAAUGAAUUUUUGAAAAAAAUCU